AUGAUUACGUCUUGUAUUUUCUCACUCCUUAUACUGUUUAUUGUUUCAAUUUUUGCUACGAAAAAUGUUGAAGGAUCUCAGCCUGUAUUACAGAAAACGGUAGAAAGUUUAUUCACAGACAGAUCUGAUGUCACGUACCCUGGAACGUGUAAAGUACUUGUGUCUUCAAAGAGACAGACAAAAAUAUGCAAGCGGGAACCAGGUAUUUCGAGAAUUCUAGUCACUGCCAAGCAACAAGCCAUUGCGGCUUGUGAAGAAGCGUUUCAAUACGAUAGAUGGAAUUGUUCCUUAAUCUACAAUUAUAAAGCUAAGAGGAGUAUAUUCAAGAAAAUUUACAGAGAAACGGCGUUUAUAUAUGCGCUUGUAGCUGCGUCAAUCACUCAUGCUGUAGCUAGAGGAUGCUCUUCGGGAGAGCUCGACAGGUGUUCCUGUUUAGGAAGCUUUCAAAACGAAACGAAUUUAAGAGGCGGAUGUGGAGACGACUUCAAAUAUGGUAAAAGAUUUACAAAGAAUUUUCUCGAGUGGAAGCAAGCCGGUAAUGAUCAAAUUGCUGAAAUAUUGAAACAAGACGUGAAUAUUGGAAUAGACGCUGUCGGUGAACAGCUAAAGGAAGUUUGUAAAUGUCACGGUUUCUCAGGAUCGUGUACAACUAAGACAUGUUGGAAGCGAUUGGGACCUUUCAAUUCAGCUAUGGGUUUGUUGAAGAAAUACUAUCACCACGCGAUUAAGAAAAAGCUCAUCAACUAUACAACGAAAAGAGCAAUAACUCCAAAAGUUAGACGGAAGAUGGAGAUUGAUAAGAAAAAAUUGGUUUAUCUGCAGAGAACGCCAAAUCUGUGUGUCAGUACUAAAGGACGGAUUUGCAAGGAUAGGCAAAAUUGUGCCACCUUGUGUUGUGGACGUGGUUUCAUCAUAGGGAAGAAGUCUGUGAGCUCUCGGUGUAGGUGUAAAAUGGUGGAUUGUUGCCUUGUUAAAUGUGACACUUGUGUUGAAGAAGUAGAAUCUUAUACUUGCAAGUAA
Messenger RNA from Melitaea cinxia (Glanville fritillary), 1020 nucleotides. It is a transcript of the gene Wnt4, whose product is annotated as protein Wnt-4. Lineage: Eukaryota; Metazoa; Arthropoda; Insecta; Lepidoptera; Nymphalidae. The coding region runs from base 1 to 1020 and encodes 339 amino acids. Gene Ontology annotation, biological process: canonical Wnt signaling pathway; cell fate commitment; multicellular organism development. The transcript has 2 exons. The record is from RefSeq and is a predicted model, not a curated record. Gene Ontology annotation, cellular component: extracellular region. Gene Ontology annotation, molecular function: cytokine activity; frizzled binding.